AUGCAUCACCGGAAAAUAAUACAGUGGAGGAAGAAGCUCAUUGUGGCUGGGUCUGUGGUUUUGUCAUUAUUCCUCAUUUUCAUACUUCUAUCCUCUCUCUGGUGGAAAGGUUAUUUGGGAGGAAGGAAAUCGAGGGAUCGAGAACUUGUUGGGUUAGAUCUGCUAACUGGUAUCUUCACCUUCAGUCAAAUCAAAGCCGCAACGAAUGACUUUGAUCCAGCAAACAAACUUGGAGAAGGUGGUUUUGGCUGCGUCUACAAAGGAGUACUAUCAGAUGGCAUUCAGAUUGCGGUGAAGCAGCUUUCGGCGAAAUCGAAACAGGGGAAUCGUGAGUUUGUGAACGAAAUUGGCAUAAUUUCUGCUUUGCAACACCCAAAUCUUGUUAGAUUGUAUGGAUGUUGCAUUGAGGGGAAGCAAUUGUUGCUGGUAUAUGAAUGCAUGGAAAACAAUAGCCUUGCGCAUGUUUUGUUCGGGACAAAGGAAAUCCAGGCAACGAAGCUAGACUGGCGUACAAGGCAGAGGAUAUGUGUAAGUAUAGCGAAAGGUCUGGUUUUCCUGCAUGAGGAGUCGACACUCAAAAUUGUUCAUAGAGACAUAAAAGGUACCAAUAUCCUUCUUGACAAGGACAUGAACGCCAAGAUAUCUGAUUUUGGAAUGGCCAAGCUUGAUGACGAGGACAACACCCACAUCGACACCAGAGUUGCUGGAACAAUGGAAUACAUGGCACCGGAAUAUGCAUUAUAUGGUUACUUAACUUACAAGGCAGAUGCAUACAGUUUUGGUGUUGUAGCAUUGGAAAUUGUUUCUGGGAUGAACAACGUCAAAUUUAGGAGGGAUGGAAAUUUUGUAUGCCUUCUAGAUUGGGUUCUAUAUUUACAAAAAAAUAGGGAUAUAAUGGAGAUGGUUGAUCCAAGAUUUAGCCUUGAUGACCAAGCGGUCACGAGUUCGAAUCUCACAUUCUCUAAUUAUUUGAUAAGAACUAAGCCUAAGGAACUAGUCAUGGUUCCAAGCACAUUGGGUGAUCCAUCAGGGUAUGCUACGGCCUUACAUAACAAGUUUGCUCAAUCUUCUGUCAAUGGAAGUUUAAGUGAAACUCAGUCCCUCGUGAAGUCAUCAGAGGGACCAUGGAUUGCUUCUUCCUCUUCAUCAGCCCAGGAUCUUUAUCCAAUUAGUAAAAGCUGA
Molecule: messenger RNA, 1182 nt
Organism: Populus trichocarpa (black cottonwood)
Lineage: Eukaryota; Viridiplantae; Streptophyta; Magnoliopsida; Malpighiales; Salicaceae
Product: probable LRR receptor-like serine/threonine-protein kinase At1g53440
Exons: 9
Coding region: 1-1182 (393 amino acids)
Biological process (GO): protein phosphorylation
Molecular function (GO): protein kinase activity; ATP binding
Source: RefSeq, a predicted model, not a curated record